Molecule: messenger RNA, 3414 nt
Organism: Liolophura sinensis
Lineage: Eukaryota; Metazoa; Mollusca; Polyplacophora; Chitonida; Chitonidae
Product: caspase-3-like
Exons: 8
Coding region: 402-1586 (394 amino acids)
Biological process (GO): positive regulation of neuron apoptotic process; apoptotic process; proteolysis
Cellular component (GO): cytosol; cytoplasm
Molecular function (GO): cysteine-type endopeptidase activity
Source: RefSeq, a predicted model, not a curated record
AAAAGUGGGUCAGAUGUGGAUAAAGUUUUAUACUCCAGCAGUACAAGAUGCAUCCGCCAUCCACUAAAGUUAAACGUAUAAAUAACCCUUUACUGAUUCGCAUAGACAUGCCUGUCGAUAGGAAAUCUGAUACAUUCCGAGGGCUGGGGAGAGUGGUCAAAACCCAUUUGUAUGCAGGACAAGUGAAUCGCUGCAGAUCUAUGCAUGACGUGUUGAAAUCUCUUUAAUGUAAAGGAGUAAUCAAGAUUGGCGGGUACGGCAAACUGAAGGAUAUGUUGAAAGAUGCAGAAUGUGAAGGAAAUCAGGCUCUAGGCAUGAUUGAGGAAGCUGUGGAAGAAAUAUGAAAAUUGGGACCUGAUGCAGAUACAAACCUGACAAAGAGGGGAUAUCAGUUCCCAAAAAUGCCAAAGGAAGAACUUCAUGGCUCUGACACAACUGUGCAAAACAUGCCACCCCCAUCUGAUGAAGUGAAACGUAUUCACAACACUUUACUGGUUCGCCUAGACAAGACUUUCGAUAGUGAGUCUGACACCUUCCGAGGACUGAAGAGAGUGGCCAGAACCCAUUUGUAUGCAGGACAAGUGGAUCGCUGCAAAUCUAUGCAUGAUCUCUUGGAAUCUCUUCAAGGUAAGGGAGUUAUCAAGAUUGGCGAGUACAGCAAACUGAAGCUUAUGUUGAAAGAUGCAGAUUGUGAAGGAAAUGAGGCUCUGGAGAUGAUUGAGGAAGCUGAGGAAGACAUACGAAUAUUGGGACUGGACUCUGAGACAAAGAAAAGGCGUGAGAACCAAAAGGAGGAUCUUCAUGGAUCUGACACAACUGACUCUCCAACCACAGAGAAAUAUAAAGUUUGUCCUCCACCUACUCAGGAUCCAGAAAUGUUCCAGAAAACAUCUUACACCAAAGGAAAAGGCUUCUGCCUAAUAAUCAAUUUCUUUUCCAAAGGAAGAGAAGGUUCACAGCAGGACGAAACAAGAUUGAAGUCCUUCUUGGAAUCUGUGAACUGUGAGGUCAGUGUGCAGAGGGACCUGGACCAAAAACAAGCUGUUGUAUGUCUGGAGGACUGCCAAAGGGUUUUGAACACCCGCAUCCCACAGGCAUAUGCCUACUUCAUCUGUGUCAUCAUGAGUCAUGGAGAUCAGGACGGAAUAAAAACUAUGGAUGACAAACGGAUCACCAUGGAAGAGGUGAUGACCAAAUUCACAAAUGACCAGCUACAGGAUUUUGUUGGAAAGCCAAAGAUCUUCCUGGUGCAGGCCUGUCGGGGAGCCAACAACCAAUCUGGUUAUGCUGUUGCCGAUGAUGAAGUUGCUGAUUUAGUUGAGGAAGUUAUGAAACUUCCUAAAGAUGCUGACAUGCUUCUGGCUCAUGCAACAACACCAGGGUACAAGGCCUGGAGAAGAGUGCAGGAGGGCUCCUGGUUUUUCCAGUGUCUGCUGGACCUUCUGGAGCGGUACCACAACACAGAACACCUUGAGGAUAUCCUCAUCUCUCUGAGAGGCGUCAUUGCUACUCAACACGAAACCGCUGACGGCGUCAAACAAAUGCCAUGCACAUACAGCACUCUAACCAAGCGGUUUUAUAUCUGAAUUGAUUACCAAGUUUGAGGUGGUAAUUUUGCGAAAAGUUCACAGCUGUUGUGUCUAAGCUUUAGUAUGUCAACUUUAAUGUCUUUAAUUUGUCUCUGCAGUGUUGUCUCAUAUGUCAUAUUUUUAACAUUUUUGUUUUGAUACUCAGUUCUAAACUGAAAUUGUUACAUUGUAUACAUUUACAAAAAUUUGUACUAAACUUUUGAAAUUUGCCACUAAAUUGUAUCUUACCUCGGUUAUCUUUUUUUGUAAAAAGGAGUUUAUAUUUUUAGUAUGAGACUGAAACGUACGCUUACGUUGUUAGAUGUCUCAUUACGUUGUAGGUUAGUAAUUAUAUACACAGGCCCAAUCUUAGUGUACUUAGCUAUACCAUGUUUUAGAUAUACACUAAUCUUGGUUUUCACAUGUAUGUGUAGUUUAACUUUGACUAAUAUCUCAUAGAAUGAUGAGUGUUUUAGAAAAUACUUUAGAAUAUAAUUCUAUAAAAGAGGAAACAGCUUUUAAGAUCAGUAGAACUCCCAGAAUCCGACAAGAUGUGUGCUAUAGUCAUGACAUUCAUGGACAAAAUUUUAGGUGAAACACAGUAUACAGAGCUGUUGGUUACAUGCUGUUAUGUUAACAUUACCAACUAUUUUCCUUGAAGCCAAAUUUUUUUCUAAGAUGAACAGAACUCUCAGAAUUGGUUAAAUGAGUACCUUAACCAUGGAUGAAAGUUUAUGUUUUAAAAUAGUGCUUUUGGUAAUGUUCUGUUAUGUUAAUGCUACCAACCCUUUUUAUUUCCCUCCUGAAAUUUCUGCUUCUUGUGCUUUCCUUGGCCAGUAUUUUCAAGAACAAAUCCAAGUUUGUCUAUGAAAUAAGUUUCUUAUUUUUAUGUCCGUUAAUUAUUAUAGAGUUUGUUGAGUCUGCCUCAAGUCAAAUAACCAGACAGAUAUACUUGGGUUUCUAGUCUUCAUAAAUGCAUCUACCACACAUCUACCGAGUACUGUAGUAUAUGACUUUGGACAUGACGCUUAUAUUUGGAAACCGUAGUGUUUUUGCUACGUAAGAAUAUUUGCGCCAAGUGCUAAAAUCUGUUGUGUUGUUUAUAUGAAGUUGUUAAUUGCGGAAGUGCCUAAAUAUUUGAGGGGUUUUUUUUUUUGGCAAAGAUCAAAUUUUAACCGUUCUAUUCAAGUAUAUUUAUGGAAUUCAGUGCUAUCUUUAUCUUACAAAAUGUUUAGUCCAAACUUUUUACCGGUGAAGUACAUGUACCUGUACAAUAAUAUUAAAGUGUGUGCUGUCUAACAGUCUUCUUGAUACAUGUAAAUGUCACUUUUGCUUUACAUUGACAUUUGAUAUAUUUUUAUCGCCUGUGUUCAUGGAUUCAAAGUAAAAGCUCAAAACACCUUAUUCAUUUGUUAGAUUGUAACUAAAUCUUUAUGAAACUCUUAUAAUUGAAAAAGAUGUAUAUUUACCUUCUUUUGUAGGCAGCAUUCGUGGUAUUUUUUCCGAAAAGAAAGGACCAAAAUUAUGUGUUAUUACUGCCCAGACUCUGUCUGUCUGUCAUAUACCAUUUUUGGGACCAUAUCUCUAAAUCUAUUGAAGGGAAAUUCAUGGAGUUUGGCACAGAUGAUAAUUGUGACUACAGCAUGUGCCUUUUGACCUUUUCAUUUGUAUGCUUGUCUUAAUUUUCAUAUCAGUGAUAACUUAUUGUGCAUAACUAGCCGCAUCUUCACUGGUGUACUUCAAAGCCUAGUUAUAGAAACUCUGUGAACUUUUAUUGGUUUAUCUCUGAACCUUCGUGUAUUGUAAGGUAAGAUAGUAACAUUGUAGGUUUUUUUGUUUUUUUUGG